AUGGCCGGCCUCUCCCAGUCUGCCAUCAUCGUCAUCAUCAUCAUCUGCUGCCUCGCUGCCGUCUGUAUUGCUGCCGCCGUCUUCCGCAACUUCAUGCCCGCCGACCAUGCACCCAAAUCCUUCGAUCCCCCGCGCGAACAAGAACAGUACAUGCGUACCGUUCGAAUGCGAAACUACAGCCAUCUUCAUCGGGAGUCCGUGGGUCCGAGGGAUCUAGAGUCGCAGUUUAACUCUCACGUGGAGACCUCUCAUGAAGGCUCGUCGGCGUAUUAG
Molecule: messenger RNA, 273 nt
Organism: Penicilliopsis zonata CBS 506.65
Lineage: Eukaryota; Fungi; Ascomycota; Eurotiomycetes; Eurotiales; Aspergillaceae
Exons: 2
Coding region: 1-273 (90 amino acids)
Source: RefSeq, a predicted model, not a curated record